CCGCGCCCGGCGGCCACCCGACUCAGUCCCUCGCCGGCCGGUCUGGGCAGAGGACGGUGGCUGGCAGUGGCUGGAAGCUUCGCUAUGGGAAGUUGUUCCUUUGCGCUCUCGCGCGCAGCCCUCCUCCCUGGUUCUCCGCUGCCACUGUCGGAGAAGAGCACCGGGAGACGCGGGCUGCAUCCGCGGCUGCUUCUCCCGGCUCCGACAGCCGCGCGGCUGGGCAGGUACUGAGUGCAUCCAGAGCUUAGCACGUCACCUCCUUCCUUUGCUCGGCUGCCAGGCUGCCGCAGUGUACAUGGGGUGUUGGAGGUAGAUGGGCUCCUGGCCCGAGAGGCGGCGGUGGAUGCGGCGCUGGGCAGAAGCAGCCGCCGAUUCCAGCUGCCGUGGGGCUGCGCGCCCCUGGAGCCCCUGCGAGCCCCGAGCUCAGCCAUGGGGACCUCCGCGAGGAACAGCACCACCCUCGAACCCAACAGCCGUGUCGCCGGCCGAGCCAGAGCCACGAUGAUCGUGGGCUCCCUUCUUCUGCUUGGAUUGCUUAGCACCGCCACAGCUCAGCCAGAAUGGAGAGCUCCGAAUCUCAUCGGCUCAUACCGCCAUGUUGACCGUGCCACUGGCCAGGUGCUAACCUGUGACAAGUGUCCAGCAGGAACCUAUGUCUCUGAGCAUUGUACCAACACAAGCUUGCGUGUCUGCAGCAGUUGCCCCACGGGGACAUUUACCAGGCAUGAGAAUGGCAUUGAGAGAUGCCAUGACUGUAGUCAGCCAUGCCCAUGGCCAAUGAUUGAGAAAUUACCUUGUGCUGCCUUGACUGACCGAGAAUGCACUUGCCCACCUGGCAUGUUCCAGUCUAAUGGUACCUGCGCCCCCCAUACAGUCUGUCCUGUGGGGUGGGGUGUACGGAAGAAAGGAACAGAGAUUGAGGACGUCCGGUGUAAGCAGUGUGCUCGGGGUACCUUUUCUGAUGUGCCUUCUAGUGUGAUGAAAUGCAAAACACACACGGAUUGUCUGAGUCAGAACCUGGUCGUGAUCAAGCCAGGGACCAAGGAGACAGACAAUGUCUGUGGCAUGCACCUGCCCUCCUCCAGCACGACCUCACCUUCUCCUGCCACAGCCAUCUCCUCACGCACUGAGCACAUGGAAUCCCAUGAAGUUCCUUCCUCCACUUACAUUCCCAAAGGCAUGAACUCAACAGAACCCAACUCUUCUGCCUCUGUUAGACCAAAGGUACCAAGCGACAUCCAGGAAGGGACAGUCCCUGACAACACAAGCUCAGCAGGAGGGGAGGAAGGCACCAACAGGACCCUCCCUAUCCUCCAAGUAGUCAACCACCAGCAAGGCCCCCACCACAGACACAUCCUGAAGCUGCUACCAUCCAUGGAGGCCACUGCGGGUGAGAAAUCCAGCACGCCUAUCAAGGGCCCCAAGAGAGGCCACCCCAGGCAGAACCUACACAAGCACUUUGACAUCAACGAGCAUCUGCCCUGGAUGAUUGUGCUUUUCCUGCUGCUGGUGCUUGUGGUGAUCGUGGUGUGCAGCGUGCGGAAGAGCUCAAGGACUCUUAAAAAAGGGCCCCGGCAGGAUCCCAGCACCAUUGUGGAGAAGGCAGGGCUGAAGAAAUCCGUGACUCCAACCCAGAACCGGGAGAAGUGGAUCUACUACUGCAAUGGCCACGGUAUUGACAUCCUGAAACUUGUAGCGGCCCAAGUGGGGAGCCAGUGGAAGGAUAUCUAUCAGUUUCUAUGCAAUGCCAGCGAGAGGGAAGUGGCUGCUUUCUCCAGUGGCUACACAGCAGACCAUGAGCGGGCCUAUGCGGCUCUGCAGCACUGGACCAUCCGCGGCCCUGAAGCCAGCCUUGCCCAGUUGAUUAGUGCCCUGCGCCAGCACCGGCGCAAUGAUGUGGUGGAGAAGAUCCGUGGGCUGAUGGAAGAUACCACCCAGCUGGAAACUGACAAACUGGCUCUCCCAAUGAGCCCUGGUCCGCUGAGCCCGAGCCCCGUUCCCAGCCCGAACACCAAACUUGAGAAUCCUACACUCCUGACCGUGGAGCCGUCCCCGCAGGAGAAGAGCAAGGGCUUCUUCGUGGAUGAGUCUGAGCCCCUUCUUCGCUGUGACUCCACAUCCAGUGGCUCCUCAGCCCUGAGCAGGACCGGCUCCUUUAUUACCAAAGAAAAGAAGGACACAGUGUUGCGGCAGGUCCGCCUGGAUCCCUGUGACUUGCAGCCUAUCUUUGAUGACAUGCUGCACAUUCUGAAUCCAGAGGAGCUGCGAGUGAUCGAAGAGAUUCCCCAGGCUGAGGACAAACUGGACCGGCUGUUCGAGAUUAUUGGAGUCAAGAGCCAGGAAGCCAGCCAGACACUCCUGGACUCUGUUUAUAGCCAUCUUCCUGAUCUAUUGUAGAACAUAAGGAUACUGCAUUCUGGAAAUUGCUCAAUUUAGAGGCAGGGUGGGAUUUGUUUUGUUUUGUUUCAUUUCUGAUUUUUGCGUUUUGGUGUGUGUAUGUGUGUGUGUGUAUGUAAGAGAGAGAGAGAGUAUAUGGCCAGUGUUUAAGUUCCUUCUGCUUUUCUUUUUUGCUACAUCCUUCUGGGAAGUUAGUUAUGAACCUUUCAAGGUGUAAUUGUUACAAGAUACCCACCACUAACGCUUUUUUCAGUUCCUUAUUUUCUUUGUUUUGGUUUCUUAGGCAUUUUCAUAAUUGUUCUGUGCACUUUAAAUUCACUUCAUUUGCUGUCAGUUCAGUGUCGCUUUUCCUACACACUGGAUUGUGAGGCUUUUCUUAAAAGUGUAAUGGCAUCUUGUGAUUCUAUAAGCAGUCUUCACUGUCAAUCCACACCUGUUUCAUGAUGAUGAUGGUGAUGAUGAUUUUUAUUGUUUGUCCUUUAUAGAUUUUCUUCAGGACUAAGCAUUUCAGGCUCUCUUGAGUUACUGUAAUACAGUUAGGCCUUGAGUUAUCCUUUCAACAUGACUUCUUGUAGAUUUCCCAUUCGUGGCUGACACUUGCCCACGUCGUGGCUGAGUGUCGGGCUUUACCCCAGACACCGUGCGGAAUGCUUGAUUCCUUGUGCUCCUCACGCUGAUCUGCCAUUGGCUGGGGAAAUGACAUCCUCAAGCCAUCAGGACUUGCUGUGUAAGUGGCUUGACAAUUGAGCCACCAAAGAUCUUGAACUUCAUCUUUUAGGCUGUCCUGGAACAUAGUGCUGCACUUUGGAACGUCAGAACUCGGCACCAUUGGCACAUUUUCCGUAGAAAAUUGCCAGCUUUGCUUUAAAAAAAUGUCUUGGUUUUUUAUAUACCCAUAGUCAAUAGAUGCAGUCUAACCCUCGAGGCCUUGGUCUUGGUGGGGUUCCUUCGUCAUUUGAUCACUUUAAUUAAAAAUGGCUGCGGCUCUAAAGUCCCUUGUCUGAUAUAUUUGUGACUAUGCUCUCAUUUAUAAAGUACCCUCUAAUGCUCAAUUGCCAGAUUCUAAUGCAAAGGUGGCAUCCACUCCCUCUGUGUGGGCAGCAUUUGUGGGUUGUGAUAAGGGACCGAGAUCAGAAAAAUGCCUUCAAGUGUACUAAUUUAUUAAUAAAUAUUAGGUGUUUGUUA
Messenger RNA from Ochotona princeps (American pika), 3582 nucleotides. It is a transcript of the gene TNFRSF21, whose product is annotated as TNF receptor superfamily member 21. Gene Ontology annotation, biological process: signal transduction; adaptive immune response; negative regulation of myelination. Lineage: Eukaryota; Metazoa; Chordata; Mammalia; Lagomorpha; Ochotonidae. Bases 430 to 2397 code for a protein of 655 amino acids. The transcript is spliced from 6 exons. The record is from RefSeq and is a predicted model, not a curated record. Gene Ontology annotation, molecular function: protein binding.